Messenger RNA from Argiope bruennichi, 1771 nucleotides. It is a transcript of the gene CCT7, whose product is annotated as T-complex protein 1 subunit eta-like. The transcript has 12 exons. The coding region runs from base 117 to 1748 and encodes 543 amino acids. Gene Ontology annotation, cellular component: chaperonin-containing T-complex. Gene Ontology annotation, molecular function: ATP hydrolysis activity; ATP binding; ATP-dependent protein folding chaperone. Lineage: Eukaryota; Metazoa; Arthropoda; Arachnida; Araneae; Araneidae. Gene Ontology annotation, biological process: protein folding. The record is from RefSeq and is a predicted model, not a curated record.
CUCAUGACAAUUUUCUUCAUGUCUACAAAUCUGAUAGAUUCAGCAGUUAAACAAUUCAACUCCUCUCUAUCAAAACAAGAAAUAAUUGUUAGCCGUAAAAGCUCAGGAAAAUUAUAAUGAAAAUGAAUGGACCUAUUAUCCUUCUUAAAGAAGGAACUGAAAACAGUCAGGGCAAGCAGCAAAUUAUUAGCAAUAUCAAUGCCUGCCAAGUGGUAUCUGAAGCUGUACGUACCACACUGGGGCCCCGUGGAAUGGACAAACUCAUUGUUGGUGGUAAAGGAAAAACUAUAAUUUCAAAUGACGGCGCUACUAUUUUGAAAGAAUUGAAUGUUGUACAUCCUGCGGCUCGUACUUUAGUGGACAUAGCAAAAGCUCAAGAUGCUGAGGUUGGUGAUGGAACUACUACUGUUACAUUGUUAGCUGCUGAAAUCCUCAAACAAUGCAAACCAUUGAUUGAAGAUGGUAUUCAUCCUCAGAUUAUGAUAAGAAGUCUUCGUACUGCAUUAAAAAUGGCUGUUGCAAAAAUGAAUGAAAUAGCAGUAAAAGUCGAAAAGGGUGAUCCACAAAAACAAAGAGCUCUUCUAGAAAAAUGUGCCAUGACCACAUUAAGCUCUAAAUUAGUUGCCUCACAAAAAGAGUUUUUUGCAAGAAUUGUUGUUGAUGCUGUCAUGCAGCUUGAUGAACUUCUUCCUCUGAAUAUGAUUGGAAUAAAAAAAAUUCAAGGUGGAGCUAUGGAGGAUUCUAUGUUAAUAUCUGGUGUAGCCUUCAAGAAGACAUUCUCUUAUGCUGGAUUUGAAAUGCAACCUAAAAAAUACUUGAAUCCAAAAAUUGUUCUCUUAAAUGUAGAACUGGAAUUGAAGUCUGAAAAAGAAAAUGCUGAAAUAAGGGUGGAGAGUGUGCAGGAAUAUCAAAAUGUUGUUGAUGCGGAGUGGGAGAUCUUGUACAGAAAACUGCAGAAAAUUCAUGAAAGUGGUGCAAAAGUUGUUCUUUCCAAACUGCCAAUUGGAGAUGUAGCUACUCAAUAUUUUGCUGAUAGGGAUAUGUUUUGUGCUGGUCGUGUUCCUGAAGAUGAUUUGAAAAGAACCAUGAAAGCUUGUGGUGGAGCUGUUCUGUCCACAUGUUACGAUAUAACUGACAGUGCCUUGGGAACUUGUGAAGUUUUUGAAGAGAAACAAAUUGGAGGUGAAAGGUUUAAUUUGUUUACUGGCUGUCCCAAUACAAAAACUGUUACUUUAAUUCUGAGAGGUGGAGCUGAACAGUUUAUUGAAGAAUGUGAGAGAUCACUUCAUGAUGCUAUUAUGAUAGUUAGGAGAGCUCUUAAAAAUGACUUAGUUGUUGCAGGGGGUGGAGCAAUAGAAAUGGAACUUUCCAAAUUUUUGCGUGAUUAUUCAAGAACUAUCAAAGGAAAGGAGCAGCUAAUUAUAGGAACUAUGGCCAAAGCUUUAGAAGUUAUUCCAAGACAACUUAGUGACAAUGCGGGGUUUGAUUCCACAAAUAUUUUGAAUAUGCUUCGUCAGAAACAUGCUACUGGUGGUUUGUGGUACGGUGUUGAUAUUCAUAAUGAAGAUAUAGCUGACAAUUUUGAAGCUUGUGUUUGGGAACCAGCUGUUGUGAAAAUUAAUGCCUUAACAGCAGCUACUGAAGCUGCUUGUCUUAUUAUUUCUUUAGAUGAAACCAUUAAAAAUCCAAAAUCUAAUGUUACUCCACCAGGUCCCCUUCCAGGCAGGGGAAGAGGACGACCAUUCUAAACCCAGUGCUAAUGAUUUUUUUU